AUGAACGAUUUUGGUGACAAUGCGCUCGAUUUCGAUGUUCUGAUGUACAUCCACUAUGGCAAAAAGGAUCCAAAACUCAUCUCCAAGUUAUUCAGCGCUCAUCAGCAGACAGUGAUCAAAGAACGAGCUGCCGCCGUCGAUGUUCCAACUGCUUCUCAAGUGUUGGAGUUCUUCAAAAACAAUAGAAAGAGACCAGCAACAAAUGCUAACAAUAAAGCCGCCUCAAGUGAUUCUGAUUCGAGCUCAGUUGAUGAACCUCCAAAGAAGAAAGUUCCAGUACAACCCAUUGCUGCACAGAAAAAGGCUGCAGCAUCUUCUGAUGAUGAUUCGGACGAGGAAAUUGCGAAGAAUCCGCCACAAGCUGCAGCCAAGAAGCCGAUCAACGGAACGAUGUCUUCCAAGAAAGCUUCUUCUGAAUCUGAUUCCGAUUCGGACGAUGAGUCACCAGCAAAGAAAACCCCAGUCAAACCAGUUGUUGCUCAGAAGAAGGCCGCCACAUCAUCGGAUGAUUCGUCGUCAGACGAGGAAGUUGCAAAGAAAACACCACAAUCAGCGCCUAAGAAAGCUUCACCCGCAGCCGCCAAGAAAACGGCAUCAAGCGACUCUGACUCCGACUCUGAGGAUGAACCACCAGCAAAGAAAACGCCAGUUAAGCCAGUUGUUGCUCAGAAGAAGGCUGCUGCUUCAUCGGAUGAGUCGUCGUCGGAUGAGGAAGUUGCGAAGAAAACACCACAAUCAGCCGUCAAGAAACCAAUUAUUUCUGCGAAAACCACACCGGUAACAAAGAAGGCCGAAUCCUCAAGCGACUCUGAUUCAGAAGAUGAAACACCAAAGAAGAAAAUCCCCGUUCAACCAGUCGUUGCUCAGAAAAAAGCGGCCGCAUCAUCGGAUGAUUCUUCGUCGGAUGAGGAGGUUGCGAAAAAGCCACAAGCUGUAGCUAAGACGCCAGUGACUGCUACGAAGGCCUCCCCCGCAGUCACCAAGAAGCCUGAAUCCUCAAGCGACUCUGAUUCUGAUGAUGAACCACCAGCAAAGAAAACACCAGUGAAAACAGCUGUUGCUCAGAAGAAGGCUGCCGCUUCAUCGGAUGAGUCGUCGUCGGAUGAGGAAGCUCCAAAGAAAGCACCACAAUCAGCGACCAAAAAACCAGUCACUGGCACGAAAGCCUCGCCUGUAGUCACCAAGAAGCCCGAAUCCUCAAGCGACUCUGAUUCUGAUGAUGAACCACCAGCAAAGAAAACACCAGUGAAACCAGUUGUUGCUCAGAAGAAAGCUGCUGCUGCAUCAAGUGACUCUUCGUCGGAUGAGGAGGUUGCAAAGAAACCAGCACCAAUGAUGGCCAAUAAAUCACUGACGAAAACCUCACCCGCAGUGGCCAAGAAAGCUGCCUCUUCAAGCGAAUCCUCUGACUCGGACGAUGAACCGUCUACAAAGAAGACUCCAGUAAAGCCAGUAGCGGCUAUCCAAAAAAAACCAGUUGAAUCUUCUGACGAUGACUCGUCAGAUGAAGAAGUUGUGAAGAAAACACCAGUUGUUGCAAAGACUCCCGCGAAGGCUUCACCCGCAGCCGCCAAGAAAACGGCAUCAAGUGACUCUGACUCCGACUCUGAUGAAGCACCAGCAAAGAAAACGCCAGUGAAGCCAGUUGUUGCUCAGAAGAAAGCUGCUGCUUCAUCGGAUGAGUCGUCGUCGGAUGAGGAAGUUGCGAAGAAAACACCACAAUCAGCCGUCAAGAAACCAAUUAUUUCUGCGAAAACCACACCGGUAACAAAGAAGGCCGAAUCCUCAAGCGACUCUGAUUCAGAAGAUGAAACACCAAAGAAGAAAAUCCCCGUUCAACCAGUCGUUGCUCAGAAAAAAGCUGCCGCAUCAUCUGAUGAUUCUUCGUCGGAUGAGGAGGUUGCGAAGAAACCGGUCAAUGUCCCGAAAGCCUCGCCCGCAGUCACCAAGAAGCCUGAAGCUUCAAGCGACUCUGAUUCUGAUGAUGAACCACCAGCAAAGAAAACACCAGCGAAACCAGUUGUUGCUCAGAAGAAGGCUGCCGCAUCAUCGGAUGAUUCUUCGUCGGAUGAGGAAGCUCCAAAGAAAAGUGCACCAACGACACCAGCUGUCAAGAGUCUAACCAAUGGCCUGAAGGCUUCCCCUGCAGUGAGCAAGAAGACCGCAGCUUCGAGUGAAUCGGAUUCGGACUCGGAUGAUGAACCACCAAAGAAGAAAGUUCCGGUGCAACCAGUCGCCCCUCAGAAAAGAGCUGUCACAUCUUCCGAUGAUGAUUCGGACGAGGAAGUCGCAAAGAAACCACUCAAUGGCACGAAAGCAUCAGCCAAGAAUGCCGAAGCUUCAAGCAACUCUGAUUCGGAAGACGAGUUGCCAAAGAAGCAACCCCUUGUCACUCCAAAUGAAGAAACUGAUAAUGCAAAAAAAUGGCAAGACGCAAAGAGAAAGUCAAAUGAACCUUAUCGCCGUGUCACCAUUAGUAAGGAUGAGGUUGCAGAAAAGUUCCGAGACAAUAGCUUUGAUGGGAGAUUCGACAAAUGGGGAUCGCAGGCGCACGAUAAGUUGAGCAAAGUUCAAGGCAAGAACUUCCGACACGAGAAGACGAAAAAGAAGAAGGGAAGCUAUGGAGGAGGUCCAAUCUCGAUGGGAGUCAACUCGACAAAGUUCUCCGAUUCGGAA
Mesorhabditis belari is the source of this 2676-nucleotide messenger RNA. NCBI's taxonomy places the organism in Eukaryota, Metazoa, Nematoda, Chromadorea, Rhabditida, Rhabditidae. The record is from the annotation of a GenBank genome assembly.